AAGAAAUUCAAAAUUUGAACCAAUUGAAGAGAUUGAUAAAGAAACUGCCAAUUUGCAAGUCUUAAAGAAGCAAAUACAAAGUUCUUCUUGUGGCACCUCUACUAGUCCUUCUCAGAACACUACUUCUAAAGAAAAGAAUAUUCAAGUCGCGAAAACUGGAUCAAAAUUGAAGUGA
Molecule: messenger RNA, 175 nt
Organism: Ambispora leptoticha
Lineage: Eukaryota; Fungi; Glomeromycota; Glomeromycetes; Archaeosporales; Ambisporaceae
Source: the annotation of a GenBank genome assembly